UCCCUUCUGUGAUGAACAGUUUGUUCCAACGAUGUUAUUUGUUUGUCGAGACUACCUCACGUGUUUGCCCUUUCGUCAUUUUAUUAAAACAAACUGAAGAGGAGCUUAGCUGAGCUGAGGGAGAGGCCCCGAGGAUGUGGGCGAGCGGCGGAACUGUUGUUUAAGGAAUUAGUUGCAGGCGGCGGGGCGGAACCUGUGGAGACGAGGCGCCGGGAGUCGGUUGAAAAAUUAAAUCGGAAGCAGAGUGGCGAAGCGGACGGAGCCGGUGAGGGGGACGAUGGUUGGAUGAGAUAACAUCCAUCUAGUCAGAAAUAAAGUUCGUUGGAAGUUAACAGCAGGAAACUGAAAGGAAUCUAUACUGCUACUUCUCAUGGAGGCAUAACUCGAUUAGCUGUGAACUUUGCUGUAGAAAACUAUAAGGAAAACACAAAAUGUCAUCAAACAAGAGCCAGAAUCCUCAUGGGCUUAAGCAGAUAGGCCUGGAUCAGAUAUGGGAUGACCUUCGAGCUGGCAUUCAACAGGUUUACACCCGACAGAGCAUGGCAAAAUCAAGAUACAUGGAACUAUAUACUCAUGUUUAUAAUUAUUGUACCAGCGUCCACCAGUCAAAUCAAGCACGAGGAGGAGGAACAGCUGCUGCCAAAAAACAGAAGGGCCAAACCCCAGGGGGAGCCCAGUUUGUAGGGCUGGAACUCUACAAACGUCUAAAAGAGUUUCUGAAAAAUUAUUUGACGAAUCUUCUGAAGGAUGGUGAAGAUUUGAUGGAUGAGAGUGUAUUGAAGUUUUAUACCCAGCAAUGGGAAGAUUACAGGUUUUCUAGCAAGGUAUUGAAUGGAAUCUGUGCCUACCUCAAUCGACAUUGGGUCCGUCGUGAAUGUGAUGAAGGACGUAAAGGAAUUUAUGAAAUAUAUUCACUUGCUUUAGUGACGUGGCGGGACUGCUUAUUUAGACCUUUAAACAAACAGGUGACAAAUGCAGUCUUGAAGCUGAUUGAAAAGGAGAGAAAUGGUGAAACUAUCAACACCAGACUGAUCAGCGGUGUGGUUCAGUCGUAUGUGGAACUUGGGCUGAAUGAAGACGAUGCUUUUGCAAAAGGACCCACGUUAACAGUGUAUAAAGAAUCGUUUGAGUCACAGUUUUUGGCUGACACAGAGAGGUUUUAUACAAGGGAAAGCACUGAAUUUUUGCAGCAAAAUCCUGUAACAGAGUAUAUGAAAAAGGCAGAGGCUCGGCUUCUGGAAGAACAGCGUCGUGUACAAGUCUAUCUUCAUGAAAGCACACAGGAUGAGCUGGCUCGUAAAUGUGAACAAGUGCUUAUUGAAAAACAUCUAGAGAUUUUUCAUACAGAGUUCCAGAACUUAUUGGAUGCUGAUAAAAAUGAAGAUCUUGGUAGAAUGUAUAACCUAGUUUCUCGAAUCCAGGAUGGCCUUGGGGAGCUGAAGAAGCUUCUAGAGACACACAUUCACAACCAGGGUUUGGCUGCCAUUGAGAAGUGCGGAGAAGCUGCUCUAAAUUGGCAACAGCGCAUGGAACUGUCAGCGUAUAUUAAAAUCAAAUUUCCCAUUCUUUGGGGCGACUGGAAAGUGGGACUGGGCCUGGAGCAGGAUCCCAAAAUGUAUGUACAGACUAUUCUUGAUGUUCAUAAGAAGUAUAAUGCAUUAGUGAUGUCAGCUUUCAACAAUGAUGCUGGUUUUGUGGCUGCUUUGGAUAAGGCAUGUGGCCGCUUUAUAAAUAACAAUGCUGUGACAAAAAUGGCUCAGUCAUCAAGUAAAUCUCCAGAACUAUUGGCACGAUAUUGUGACUCACUUUUGAAGAAAAGCUCUAAGAAUCCAGAAGAAGCUGAACUUGAGGAUACACUUAAUCAAGUGAUGGUGGUGUUUAAGUAUAUUGAAGACAAAGAUGUAUUCCAGAAGUUCUAUGCCAAGAUGUUAGCAAAGAGACUUGUUCAUCAGAACAGUGCUAGUGAUGAUGCAGAAGCCAGUAUGAUCUCCAAACUAAAGCAAGCCUGUGGCUUUGAGUAUACCUCGAAACUCCAGCGAAUGUUCCAGGAUAUUGGUGUGAGCAAAGAUCUGAACGAACAAUUCAAAAAACAUCUGUCUAAUUCUGAGCCACUUGACUUGGAUUUCAGUAUUCAGGUUUUGAGCUCCGGUUCUUGGCCCUUCCAGCAGUCAUGCACGUUUGCACUCCCAUCUGAGUUGGAACGCAGUUAUCAGAGAUUCACAGCAUUCUAUGCCAGUCGACACAGUGGGCGUAAAUUGACGUGGCUGUAUCAGUUGUCCAAAGGAGAGCUAGUUACAAACUGCUUUAAGAACAGAUACACUUUACAGGCAUCCACAUUCCAGAUGGCAAUCCUACUUCAAUAUAACACAGAGGAUGCCUACACUGUUCAGCAAUUAACAGACAGCACUCAAAUCAAAAUGGACAUAUUGGUACAAGUUUUACAGAUAUUGCUGAAGUCCAAACUGCUGGUUUUGGAAGAUGAAAGUGCAAAUGUGGAUGAAAUUGAGAUGAAACCUGACACAUUAAUCAAACUGUACCUGGGGUACAAAAAUAAAAAGCUGAGAGUGAACAUUAAUGUGCCAAUGAAGACUGAACAGAAACAAGAGCAAGAGACCACACACAAAAACAUAGAAGAAGAUAGGAAGUUGUUGAUUCAGGCUGCAAUUGUGCGAAUAAUGAAGAUGAGAAAAGUUCUGAAACAUCAGCAAUUACUGGCAGAGGUACUGAACCAACUGUCCUCCAGGUUCAAACCCAGGGUCCCAGUCAUUAAGAAAUGCAUCGACAUACUGAUAGAAAAGGAGUAUUUGGAGCGUGUGGAUGGGGAAAAGGACACAUACAGUUAUUUGGCUUAAUAUUAUAAAAGUGUCUGAAUAAAACUUCAUUCCUAAGACAUGCUGGCUUUGAAUACAGAGAUGCUAUUAGUUUUGUGAUAAAGAUGGGAAUGUAAAAGAUUGCAUUCUUGAACUCCAUUGCAGCCAGACUGCUGCCUUGCUGGACCUCUAGUAAGAGUGGAAACCAUCAGCCAGUCACAUUUACUUUACAGAACUGUUCUCAGGAUUGCUAUAUUUCAAUAUGUAAAUAUCAAAAGGAAACCCCUAACCUUACAGUAAAAUGAUAAAAAAGAAUUGAAUCUUCUACAUCGGGGUUGCAUGCUACUGCCUUUCUGCAUUUAAAAAACCUUACUUCAGCUAUACAUGGCCACCACUGCUCUGAAUGUAAGGGGCAGCAGGGAAAAAUAAACUAAUUUAUGAAUGCAAUGUUGGCAGCACUUUCCAAAAGCAUACUAGUGAAUUUGAACGAGCCCUUUAGAAAAAUGUGUAAUCUGCAUUAUCUGCUAUGAGAAAAACCAUUUGUAUAGUGUGGUUCAUUUUUUAAUGUGUGAUAAAUAAAAUUUAAUGAUUUCUGUAAA
Messenger RNA from Stegostoma tigrinum, 3409 nucleotides. Its product is annotated as cullin-1. Gene Ontology annotation, cellular component: SCF ubiquitin ligase complex. Lineage: Eukaryota; Metazoa; Chordata; Chondrichthyes; Orectolobiformes; Stegostomatidae. Gene Ontology annotation, biological process: protein ubiquitination; SCF-dependent proteasomal ubiquitin-dependent protein catabolic process. The transcript is spliced from 23 exons. The record is from RefSeq and is a predicted model, not a curated record. Bases 432 to 2852 code for a protein of 806 amino acids. Gene Ontology annotation, molecular function: ubiquitin protein ligase binding.